AUGUUCGCAAAAAGAUCAUUAUCGAGUUCUGCCUUUCUUAAAUCAAAACCAAGACAUUUGGUGAAUACCAUACAACUUUCUAAUGAAGAGUUGGCAUCAUUAGUCGGUAAAGCUGAAGCUUUUAAGAAGCAAGUUAGAUCAGGUAACCCUGCACCUGUUGAACAACAUCAGAAGCUUUUAGGAAAACUUGUUGCUUUACUUUUUUCCAAAAGAUCAACCAGAACAAGAAUUAGUACUGAAGGUGCCGCAGCAUACUUUGGAGCACAGCCAAUGUUCUUAGGGAAAGAUGAUAUCCAGUUGGGAGUCAAUGAAUCAACUUAUGACACAACCAAGGUUAUUUCGUCCAUGACUUCGUGUAUUUUUGCCAGAGUUAAUAGUCAUCAAGAAAUACUCGAAUUGUGUGAGCAUUCUUCUGUUCCCAUCAUUAACUCAUUAUGUGACAUGUACCACCCAUUACAAGCCAUCACUGACAUUUUAACUAUAAAAGAAGCAUUUGGAAAGACUGAAGGGUUGAAGUUAGCCUGGGUAGGUGACUCCAAUAAUGUCAUCAAUGAUUUGGCCAUUGCAUCUUUAAGAUCAGGCAUAUCGGUUGCCGUUUCGAUCCCAAAGGAUAUCGAAUUUGACCCUGAAGUCAGCAAGGCUGCCUCAGAGAUAGCCAGUGAGAAUGGUUUAUCAUUUGACAUAGUCCAUGAGCCAUCGAAGGCCAUCAAUAAUUCUAAUGUUAUCGUCACCGACACCUGGAUCUCAAUGGGCCAAGAAGCCGAAAAACAAGCCAAAUUAUUACAGUUUGAUGGUUACCAGAUUACCCAGAGUAUGAUUUCUCAGGGUAAUGCAUCUCCUGAUUGGAAAUUCAUGCAUUGCUUACCAAGACAUGCAGAAGAAGUAGCAGAUGAUGUAUUCUACAGCGAAAACUCCUUGGUAUUCGAGGAAGCUGAAAAUAGAUUAUAUGCUGCAAUGGCUGUUAUUGAAGCAUUUGUUAUUAACAAGGGUGAUUUACUUAAAUAA
Molecule: messenger RNA, 1005 nt
Organism: Debaryomyces fabryi
Lineage: Eukaryota; Fungi; Ascomycota; Pichiomycetes; Serinales; Debaryomycetaceae
Gene: ARG3
Product: ornithine carbamoyltransferase
Exons: 1
Coding region: 1-1005 (334 amino acids)
Biological process (GO): L-citrulline biosynthetic process
Cellular component (GO): mitochondrion
Molecular function (GO): amino acid binding; ornithine carbamoyltransferase activity
Source: RefSeq, a predicted model, not a curated record